This is a messenger RNA of Cydia splendana, 3962 nucleotides long. RefSeq names its product putative sodium-dependent multivitamin transporter. Lineage: Eukaryota; Metazoa; Arthropoda; Insecta; Lepidoptera; Tortricidae. The transcript has 9 exons. Gene Ontology annotation, biological process: transmembrane transport; sodium ion transport. The record is from RefSeq and is a predicted model, not a curated record. Gene Ontology annotation, cellular component: membrane. Gene Ontology annotation, molecular function: symporter activity. The coding region runs from base 20 to 1705 and encodes 561 amino acids.
AUUUUAUUUUCAGGACAAGAUGGCGCAAUCAGUAUUCGGAGUAUGGGACUACGCCAUAAUGGCCUUAACAAUGAUCGCAUCCAUCGCAAUUGGACUAUAUUUUCGCUUCAGCGGCGGAAAACAAAAAACAAAUGAGGAGUAUCUUCUCGCAGAUCGAAACAUGUCUAUACUGCCCGUGGCAGUUUCCCUGAUGGCAUCAUUCAUGUCGGCCAUUACGCUUCUUGGGGUGUCAUCAGAAAAUUAUUCCUAUGGAAUGCAAUUCGUCGUCAUCAACAUAUCGUAUGGCAUCGCCACGCCGAUCGCAAGUCGGUAUUACCUGCCAGUGUUCUUCGGACUACAGAAGACGAGUACUUAUGAAUACUUGGAACUGCGCUUCGGGCCUCACAUACGAAUGCUAGCCUCCCUCACAUACACUUUACAAAUGGUGCUCUACAACGGUAUCGUGCUUUAUGCUCCUGCUAUAGUCCUCGAAGCCGUCACAGGCCUGGACAGACUGAUAUCAAUACUAGUCGUUGGAUUGGUGUGCACUUUCUACGCAACUUUAGGCGGAAUGAAAGCCGUAAUCUGGACUGAUCUUUUACAAUCCCUGUUGAUGUUCGGUGCUGUGUUCAGCGUAGUUGUAUUCAGUUCUGUACAGCUUGGAGGCUUUGGGAAAAUUUUUACAAUUGCGAAAGAGAGAGGAAGGCUUGAGUUUGACAGUUUUACUUUCGACCCGACAGUAAGGAAUACUUGGUGGUCACUGAACUUCGGAGGUUUGAUCACCUAUUUGUCUCUGUAUGCGGUUAAUCAUACUCAGAUUCAGCGUCUUCAGACGGUGAGAACGCUGGAGCGCUCCCAGGCGUGUUUGUGGUGGAGCUGGCCGGUGCUCUCCGUGCUGAGCAUCUGCACGUGCAUGAGCGGGCUCGGCAUUUUCGCCGUGUACAAGGACUGCGACCCGCUGGCGGCUGGCAGUAUCACUAAGAUGGACCAGCUAAUGCCUUACUACGUGGUGGACGCGAUGAAAUCCGUGCCCGGCCUGGCGGGUUUGUUCGUGGCCGGCAUCUUCAGCGCCUCGUUGUCCACUGUGUCAGCCGCCUGCAACGCUCUCGCUGCCGUCACGCUCACUGACUACGUUGGCAAAUGGUGCCACGUGCGUGACUCGUACAUCCCCUGGCUGACGAAGCUGGCUGCCUGCGGAUAUGGUCUCGUGUUCCUGGCUCUGGCCUUUGUGGCUGAACAUUUGGGCGGCUUGCUUCAAGCAGCGCUCACCAUCUUCGGAGCUGUCGGAGGACCAAUGCUCGGAGUCUUCACUUUGGGCAUGUUCACUACCUUCGCUAAUGAAAACGGUGUUUGCGUGGCCCUGCUCAGCGGGAUGGCUGUAACACUGUGGAUCAGUUUCGGAGGCCCGCGGCCGACGCCUGUCAGUCUGCCGGUCAGCGUGGCUGGGUGUGCAGCCAACAUUACCCUACCAGAGACUCGGACUACGGAUCCUAGUGACUACUUCUACUUGUACAGAGUGUCUUACUUGUGGACUAGCCCAAUCGGCUUAUUAUGGGUGCUGGUGGUAGGCUCGCUCGUGUCGCUAGCGUGGAAGCGGCAGCACCCGUGGCAGCGAGCUGGGCGCAAGCAUCCCGACCCAGCACUCUUCACACCGCCUCUCGCUCGCCGGUUGCGACACACGCAGGAGACGAAAGCUGAUGUACAGUGCGAGCUGUUGAAGCAGUGAGCAACCGAACAUGCUACGUAGCGUAAUUUAUUUAUGUUUUGUAUUUUGAAUUUAGAUUUAUUUCAUAAUUAAGUAGCGAAUGGUAAAAAAAAGUAGUAAAUCUAAAAAAAUUAAGUAUAUGAUAUUCUUGUCCUUUUUCAGUGAUAUUUUAGCUAGACAGACAAUUUUUUUUAAGUUAGGUAAGUGUAUAACUAAAAAACUAUAAAAUCGAUAUUUGGCCGUAACACGAAAGUCUCGAAUAAAUUAAAGCUAUUGCUUUUGUUGUGAUUGUUAAACCUAUAUCUUAGUGAAAAUACCUAUAUAUACACUCGUAAUAGUAGGUAUAGUCGUUCGAUUUGUAGCUGGCCCCGAACGGCUAAUCCUUUGUCUAUUUCUAAGUAAAACGGCAUAUAUGCGGAUACUGUAAUUGUUAUUCAGUGUGUAAUGACUUAAAUGGGUACUUAAGUAGUCACAUUCCUAAAUAGACCAAUAGAAAGUAAGUAGACCAAUAUAAGUCUGCAACGAUAUUGAUAGCGCACGCAGUACAAGUGUUAUUUUUACGUCAUCAUUUCAUAGAAGUUUGACGUUUAAAAUAACACUUGCACUGCUUGUGCUAUCAAUAUCGUUGCAGAAUUUUCUUGGUCUAACUCUAGGUACGUAGAGUCAGUGCAGAGUUAGCUUAGACAGUCUCUAUUAUUUACCAAUUUACUUAUGAUAACUCAAGUACUUAAUAGUUGUAAUUGAAAUUUUUAAAUUUCACCAUAUCCUCAAAGGUCCAGAGUUGUUAAGUAUAGAUUUAUUAACGGUAGCAUCCAAGUAAAUUCGAAGAAAAGCCAGGGUAAAUCGCCAAGGUAGCAUAUUUCAUGAUAUUUUUCAUAUAAGGUGCAGCGGGUCAAUUUCGACUGCUGGGUAAUUUCAACUAACCGGAAUAUCUUCCAUGUUUUACAUUAUUAACUAGAGUGCAAUAAAUGUCCUGAUAGCGAAAAAGAUGUGUUGUGUGUGACUUUAGUUAAUAAUGUAAAACAUGGAAGAUAUUUCGAUUAGUUCAAAUUACCCCGCAGUCGAAAUUGCUCCGCUGCACCUUAGGUAUUUCUUUUAGGAAUAUAAAAUACUGUAAAUUUCGAAACUUUGAGGUCUUGUUAUACUAUACAAGAUAUAACAAAAUAGCGGGGAUCCGUUUAAGGGCAUAUUCGGUGUCGUGUUCUGAUUAGGAAAAAUUACCUAGAUUUUUUUUUACCGCGAAUACCCUUCAUACAAAGUCCAAAAAUUAUGCCUUUGUAAAAGUAAUAAAAAUUUUCUUCUACUUUUUUCUAAUCAGAACACGAUACCAAACAUGCCGUUAAACGGAUCCCCACUAUUCUUGUUACAUCCUGUAUAGUAAGGGUAGGUUGAAAAAAUACCCUGUAUAAUAAUAUGACAAUGUUAUUACUUAGGGUACUUAUUUUUGUAGUACGGUAGUAAUUGUGCUUGACAAUAACCAUUUAAGAGUAACGUAAUAAUAGUUAUUUACGAUACAAGUGCGGAAAGGCGAUAAAUUAAAACACGACCGAAGAGAGUGCGUUAAAUUAUCACCACUCGUUGCGCAUUUCCUACUUUCCGCAAUUGUAUCGUAAAUAAGAAAUAACUAUAGUUCGUUUCUUUAGCAUUAGAAAAGGACUACGCGAUCUUGACGUGUCUUUUAAUUGAAAAACGCUUUUUAAAAAUCUGUAACUAUUAUUUAUGAAAGCAAAAUAAUGUAAAUAAUCAUAAAUGAUUCAUAAAUUGUUACAUAUUUGCCGUGACUUAUUUUUCAAAAGCGUUUUUCAAUAAAAAGACACGUCAAGAUUGUUUACCUUUUUUCUAAUGUUAAAUGAACGAACUAUAAGUUUUACUUUGCUUCCCACUAAGUAAUUGGGCUCCAACAGUUUUGUUAUAUGAAAACUAUAUCACAACCUCAUUUAAGUGUUACAAAAAAGCAAAGUAGGCACAUUUUGCGGUAAAAAAUUUAUAUGAGUUAUAUCGGCAAUGGCACUGCACAGCUGUGAUAGUUUUACGAGAAACCGAUCUUCCAUUGCUUAUAAGUAAAGUUAUUUAUUGAAUAGUAGGUGUAAAACUGUAUUUUUAAUAUAUAAGUUUUGUAAUGAAUAUUGCUAUUUUAAGUAUUAGGUACGUUACAAGAGUGAACCUCGAAUGAUAAAUGUUGCAUUUUUAGCUACUUAUAUAUUAAUUUCGUUUAGAUAAUUAGGUGAAUGUUGUUAGGUGUUGUUUUAUGGUGAAUAUAAUGAAAUUUGGAUGUUUA